Prosopis cineraria is the source of this 2906-nucleotide messenger RNA. RefSeq lists its product as uncharacterized. NCBI's taxonomy places the organism in Eukaryota, Viridiplantae, Streptophyta, Magnoliopsida, Fabales, Fabaceae. Bases 2102 to 2785 code for a protein of 227 amino acids. The record is from RefSeq and is a predicted model, not a curated record. The transcript has 8 exons.
GCUUGAUCUGCGAGAAAGCUGAGGGAUCUGCGAGACGAAACAACGCAUUAAUGAUUUCUCGGCAAAGAAAAAGAAAGGUUUUCACCUCAGGGUCACCAAUUUACUUUGAAUUUCUUGAAUUAUAGUUUAUUGUUUCUGUCUCUCAUGGCUUCUCCUCUUGAGAAAAAGAUAAAUAAAUCAGGUGGGGCUGGAGCGUAUUGACGCUGCACUGGAUUCCCUCUGUCCCAUGGGUUUCUCCAGAGAUUUGGUGCGUAAAACUGUAAACAAGCUCCUUAAGGCCUAUGGCGGAGAUUAAGGUUGGGCAUUCAUCGAGGAUUCAUCUUACAAGGUGGUUAUUGAAGUAAUCCUUGAAGAACAAGAGUCACAAGAGAAAGCUGAACUGGAAAACACACCGCCAAAGUUGUUGGAGCGUUCUUCUUCAGCAAAGGUUCCAAAACAGAGCUAAUAUGAAGCAGUAGAAUUUCCAGGCUUGCUUGUAGCUGAUGGUAUAAUGAUGCUGGGAAAGAAAUGGUUAACUGAACGACAUUGGAACCUUUUUAACUCUAAUGUGCAUGUACUGAUGCUACAUUUCUAUGUUAAACUGCUUCGGUGAUGCAGUUCCUCAAGAGUCAAAAUGGACAGUUUUUACAUGAUUCAUGCUUUUGUCUUGAGUCAAUCGAAUGGCAUCAGCUUUAGUUACUUAAUUUCGCCCUCUUGAUGAUAACUAGCAAGGCUCAUUUAUGUUAUAUAUAGUUCAAACUCUAACUGAAAAAUCGUUAUUCCCUUCUGAACUAGCAUAACAGAUAAUUAAUUUGAUUAGAAUGGGACUGUGUUGGAUUACCAAAAGAAGAAGAAGAAGAAGAAGAAAGAAAAGGAAUGGGACUGGGUUUAGGAUAUAAACAGAACUUCUCUAUCUUUGGCCUGUCUCCACCCCUGGGUAUGCAUAAAGUUUACAACCUUGCAUUGUUCAAUGCUAUGGUUAAGAUGUAAGACGGUUUCUAAAUUUCAACUGUCAUUGUGAUUUCUAAACCUGAAUUUUCAAGUAAAAUUGUAAUCCUCAUGUGUGUGUAUGUUCAUUCUUCGCUUUGUUAAAAGUCAUGUCAUUCUUCAAUAUGCUGAGUAGGACCUGUUGUUUUUAAAUGUGGAAGAUGCUCCAAAGUAUUGAAAAUAAAUGUUAAGAUCCAAUUGCAAAUAUUUGAAGUAGAAUUUGUCUCAACAAAAUGAUAUACCUGUUUAGACGUCUGUUGUUAGUUAAUCAUACAUGUGGAUGUGAUUUUUUUUCAUUUUUUUUCUCAUGCCAAGUAUUUCGGUUUUUUGUUUCUGCUGUUCAAGUUGAAAGUAGAAUGUUCAUUUUAGCUUGCGCAAGUGAUUGAUUUUACUGCAAAUUUCAAAUGAUAUACUACACUAUAUUUCAGCAGUUUUGUGCCACUUUUUGAUUAAGUCUCUUUUAUGGUAUUUGACACGUUUUGAAUAUGAUUUCAUUGGCUGGAUGAGCACCCAUUGUACUAUUCAUUCAUAUCAUACAAAAAUGGAUGCGCAUGGCUACCAUUCACGGCAGAGCUAGUUAUAACAAACUCUACUUACUGUUUCCUCAUGUGUCUAACAUCUAAUUUCUCUGGAGUGAGAAAUCUCAGGCUGAGUCUGAGGCACAAUCUCACUCCUCUUAUGCCCAAUCCCUUCAAGAUGAUUCUCGAUGCAUCAAUCAAACAACACUAUCGGAUGUCCCUGGGCACUCUCAUACAUCUCAGGAAAAAGUUACUGAAGAAGUUUUCUCUCUGGCCCAGGCACCAACAGAUAAUUCUAAUCACCCUCUUGAAAAUAUCCUAGAACACAAGGUUGCUACAGAACAAUGCAGGGCACUGACUGUUGCUGAUGUUAGAUCUCCUGAAAUGUGUCCGAGACCAUCAGUGGAAUUGGGAUCCUCCCCUAUCGCAAAGAAGCGUAAACCCUGCUUUGGGUGGAUUAGCGACGUUGACAAUGACGAGAAUGAUUUAGUGUAUCUAUUGCCAGCCCCAGGAAAAGUAUAAAAAUCUAAACAAGAUUCGGUUUACAAAGAUACUCUAGAUAUGCUUGGCAGAACAACGCACCUGGUAAUAGAAGAAUAGAUGCUGCUCUUGACGCUAUGCUUCCGUAUGGAUUUAAUGAAAGGCUAGUUCGAGAAACGGUUAACGAGCUUCUAGAUGUUUAUGAAGGAACCCAAGGGUGGCCCUUUAUUGAAGAGCAUUCUUACGAGCUCCUAAUCGAAACCAUACUUAGCAAACAACAAAUUUCUUCAGAAGAGAAGGAUGAUAUUGCAAUAGGGGAAGGAGAAACUGUCACAUCAGUUGAUGUCCCCACACGCGUGAAUUCUGAAGCUGGCUCCUCUAAUCUGGUGGCUGAGGGAGUGGCUCCUCAGACCAAUGAUGCUCAAGUCUCAGCUUCACUUGAUGUUGAGGAUUCAACUCAAUUCCGGUUGGGGGCAGAAAAUGAGAGAAAGUCUGUUGAUGAUGCCAUUAGGAGCAACAGAAAUUCAGGUGCUAAGAAUGUGAAGCUUCCGGUGACCCAACCUUCACAACCAUGCGAGGAUGCUCCUAUCAAGAGGCGUAAGCCAUGCUAUGGAUGGAUUGGCAGCGAUGCAGACGAUGAGAAUGAUCUAAUUCAUCUCCCUGUGCCGCCAUUGCCUGAAGAGCUAAUGAAGUUGCUUCAGCAGAAUGCAGCUCCCAAAAGUGGCAAACGGGGAAGGCGCAAGAGUAGGGUAUAUACAUUGUCUUGGGCACCAUAUAGGGAAUACACGUUGAGUUCUCUUCACCAUAUAGGGAAUACAUGAUGGAUUAUAACGAUGGCUGUUGGUGUGGGAAAUGGAGCUUAUUUGUGAUGCUGUUGUACUGGAUGUGAAAGGAGAUUUUCUCAGCAUAUUGGAUUAGAUUGUGUUGAUGUGAUUUUUGACA